CGGAGCCCAGGAAGGAACAUGGCGUACACGCAAGGAACAAAGAAGAAAGUGUGCUAUUACUAUGAUGGCGAUGUUGGUAAUUAUUAUUAUGGGCAGGGGCAUCCAAUGAAGCCUCACAGGAUCCGGAUGACCCACAAUCUGCUUCUUAAUUAUGGAUUGUACAGGAAGAUGGAAAUCUAUAGACCGCACAAAGCCAGUGCUGAAGAAAUGACGAAAUAUCACAGUGAUGAUUACAUAAAAUUUCUGCGUUCAAUCCGGCCAGACAACAUGUCUGAAUACAGCAAACAGAUGCAAAGAUUUAAUGUUGGAGAAGACUGUCCUGUGUUUGAUGGUCUCUUUGAGUUCUGCCAGUUGUCAACAGGAGGAUCUGUUGCAAGCUCUGUUAAACUAAACAAGCAGCAAACAGACAUUGCUGUAAACUGGGCAGGUGGACUUCAUCACGCCAAGAAAUCUGAAGCAUCUGGCUUUUGCUACGUUAAUGACAUAGUGCUUGCCAUUCUGGAACUACUUAAGUAUCAUCAGAGAGUACUGUACAUUGAUAUUGAUAUUCAUCAUGGUGAUGGUGUGGAAGAAGCUUUUUACACCACAGACCGAGUCAUGACUGUUUCUUUUCAUAAAUACGGAGAAUAUUUUCCAGGGACUGGGGACCUGAGGGAUAUCGGGGCUGGAAAAGGUAAAUACUAUGCAGUAAACUACCCAUUGCGAGAUGGAAUAGAUGAUGAAUCCUAUGAAGCCAUAUUUAAACCAGUCAUGUCUAAGGUUAUGGAAAUGUACCAGCCUAGUGCUGUUGUCUUGCAGUGUGGUGCAGAUUCACUUUCUGGGGACAGACUUGGGUGCUUUAAUUUAACGAUCAAAGGACAUGCUAAGUGUGUGGACUUUAUGAAGACCUUCAACCUACCACUGCUGAUGCUGGGUGGCGGUGGCUACACAAUUAGAAAUGUUGCCCGCUGUUGGACAUAUGAGACAGCUGUGGCUCUGGACACAGAGAUACCUAAUGAGCUUCCAUACAAUGACUACUUUGAAUACUUUGGCCCUGACUUCAAACUUCACAUCAGCCCUUCUAAUAUGACAAACCAGAAUACAAAUGAGUACCUGGAAAAGAUCAAGCAGCGACUGUUUGAGAAUCUACGGAUGCUUCCCCAUGCGCCUGGUGUACAGAUGCAGGCAAUCCCUGAGGAUGCUGUUCAGGAUGAUAGUGGUGAUGAAGAUGAUGAUGAUCCUGACAAACGUAUUUCUAUUCGAUCUUCAGAUAAGAGAAUUGCAUGUGAUGAGGAAUUCUCAGAUUCAGAGGAUGAGGGUGAGGGCGGACGUAGGAAUGUUACCAAUUUCAAAAAAGCAAAGCGUGCCAAAACGGAAGAUGAAAAAGAUGGCGAAGAUAAAAAAGGU
Messenger RNA from Staurois parvus, 1386 nucleotides. The record is from the annotation of a GenBank genome assembly. NCBI's taxonomy places the organism in Eukaryota, Metazoa, Chordata, Amphibia, Anura, Ranidae.